Molecule: messenger RNA, 2155 nt
Organism: Sitophilus oryzae (rice weevil)
Lineage: Eukaryota; Metazoa; Arthropoda; Insecta; Coleoptera; Curculionidae
Product: transient receptor potential cation channel protein painless-like
Exons: 3
Coding region: 334-1527 (397 amino acids)
Biological process (GO): monoatomic ion transport; transmembrane transport
Cellular component (GO): membrane
Molecular function (GO): monoatomic ion channel activity
Source: RefSeq, a predicted model, not a curated record
GUUAUAAGAUAAUAAUGGACCACUUAAAAGAAAAAGAAGCAAAUAAUAUAUAUACAAUUCUAAAUGGACAAGACGAACAAUCAAAUCCUCCUAUGCAUUAUGCUAUUAGGUAUGCCGAUUCUGAGACUAUGGAGGAUCUUUUAAAACAUGGUGCAUCAUUAUGCUCCACUAAUCAUAUCGGGAAGAUGCUAAUUGAAUAUAUAAAACCUAGUAUUUUAGAAAAACAUUUAAAUAAUUGUGUUGAAAUCAAAUCGCAUGAUGAAAAUUUGCGGUUUCUGCAAAUUGAUUAUCGAUCUCUCGUUUCACCAAUAAAAAUCAACUCCACUACCGAAAAUGAGGAUGUAUAUGAGUACUUCCACCAGAUUGAAACACUUGAUAAGACAUCCAGUGAUAGCUACCUUUUUACUUCGGAAGUGGGAAAACUGGAACAACAUAUUUCUGAUGAACAUAACCGUUUAUUCCAUGUUCUUUGUAGCUAUAAUUCUGUAUUUUUGUUUUAAAGAUUACAAACCGAUGCGGGUUAUAACUUUAUUUUUUAGUCUAGCAGUAUUGCUCCUUAGAGAAGGAUAUGAAUAUAUAGCAACUAAAACGUCUUAUUUACAGCGGUACGAUAAUUUGCUUGAACUGUUAAUUUCAUUUAUUUUGGCCGUUAUGGUGGUUCUUGAAUUCAUAUAUGACAGUAAAAUACAAUUUUCUUCUAUAGUGAUUCUUUUAGCAGCUUUCGAAUUAAUGAUGGUUUUUAGUAUAGCACCAAACUGUUCUACGAAUAUGGCGAUAUUUAGUACAGUUUUAGUCAAUUACUUUAUAUUUUUGUUAUGGUAUUCGGUUUUAUUAAUCGCUUUUACAAUUAGCCUUUAUUUUUUAUUUGAGUAUCAAAAUACAUCGUUUGUCAAUUUCACCGAAUCACUUUUUAAAAUUAUAAUUAUGAUGACUGGAGAGUUAGAUGCUGGAAAUAUAAAUUUCGACAUGCAUCCACUAAUAGGUAAAAUCAUUUUUGUUUUAUUUAUUUUCAUGAUACCCAUUGUUCUUUUAAACCUGCUCAAUGGUUUGGCGAUUAGCGAUAUACAAAUUAUUAAACAAAAUGCAGAAUUAACUGGUUAUGCAACCUUGGCAUAUAACAUACAAAUUGCGGAAACUUUGAUUUACAAAUAUAAAAUUAAUUGGAUUAAAAAAGUAUUUUUCAAGGAAGUAAAACCUAUCUUUGACAAAGAAAAUAAGCCUUACCAAUUAAUUGUAAACGAAAAUAAGGGUUCAAAUGAUAAUCAAUCUAAACAUUACCGAUGGAAAUUUUGGAAAGAACGAGUUGGAAUAGAAAUCAUGGAACUAUUUCAGAUCGAGAAUGAAAAGCAAGGGUUGAAUAUUGAUAUCAUCGAUAUUAGAAAAACACUGUCUGAGAUUUUGAGUGUUUUAAAACCCCCGUUUCAAAACUCUUGUAAUUUGGGUGAAAGGCCAACUCUGCAGGACGGGUCGCAAGGCCCGGUCCACGAACCGGAUCCGCAGGCCGGGCCUUCUGGUGUAUGUGACUAAUAAUAUGCUUCAAUGCUUCAAAAUAAAGGAAUACGAAAAUAGAGAAAACAAUAGUAUUACAUGCAUUGAGAUUUAAUUUAACAUAAUUAGUAAUGUUAUAUUUUAUACAAAAAUAAUCAGAUAUCCUUAUAUGUCCAUUAUAUCACCCCUUCAUGUGAGUUAACUAUAAUUUACCAAUUUAGAAAUUCAAAUAUAAAUGAAAUGACGUUCGCAGGUUUAGAGACCAGGAAAUAAAAAUCUCUUUAUUUAAGAAAUUGCCGACGUUUCUAGGUAUAUAUUUUUGUCAAUGCUAUAUUUGUCUUUACCUUGGCAAUAUAUGUCUUUGUCAAGGUUAUUUGGACUAAACGUUUUUUUUUUCACGCGUAAACAUAAGUAGUGACAAAUCCUACUUAUAUUUACGCGUGACACAUUUCAGCUGAAAAUAGUCUUGAUAGAAUUGUGAAUAUACAUCCAAAGGUCAACAAAGGGUUUUCCAUUUCCUGGUCCUAAACCUGUUAACGCCAUUUAAUACACAACAGAGGGACGCAAAUCUAUCAUGUUAUUUAAAUAUAGUGAUAGUCUUUAGUGACAGUAAAUCCCGUUACUGGAGUGCCCAGAGACUUUUACCUCGGAAUUAAAUUACUGUGAA